Messenger RNA from Ricinus communis (castor bean), 1244 nucleotides. Its product is annotated as cysteine synthase. Lineage: Eukaryota; Viridiplantae; Streptophyta; Magnoliopsida; Malpighiales; Euphorbiaceae. The record is from RefSeq and is a predicted model, not a curated record. Gene Ontology annotation, cellular component: cytoplasm. Gene Ontology annotation, molecular function: cysteine synthase activity.
AUAUUUAUAAUCUUUUACUGCUGCUAUUGUUGAGUUCAUUUCAGUCGACGUUGUAUUCUUGUUUUCUUCUUCUUCUUCUUCUUCUUCUUUCUCACUUUCUCUCAGCUUCCUGCAAAUCCAGUCACAUUUUUCUGCUUGCAGACUGCCAAGAAAGAUAUGGAGAACAAGUGUGGAAUCAAGAAAGAUAUUACUGAAUUAAUAGGAAAUACCCCUUUGGUAUAUCUGAAUAAGGUUGUGGACGGCUGUGUAGCUCGCAUUGCUGCAAAGCUUGAAAUGUUCGAACCAACCGCUAGUGUGAAAGACAGAAUUGCAUACAGCAUGAUCCGGGAUGCAGAAGAUAAGGGCUUAAUUACUCCAGGGAAGACCGUCCUAGUUGAACCCACGAGUGGCAACACCGGCAUUGGUUUGGCAGCAAUUGCUGCGGUGAAAGGUUACAAACUUAUACUCACCAUGCCCGCUUCAAUGAGUCUCGAAAGAAGAACUGUGCUACGAGCUCUUGGAGCUGAGGUUCGCCUUUCUGAUCCGGUCAGGUCCUUUCCAGGAGCACUUGAGAAGGCAGAGGAGAUACUAAAUAAAUUACCUGAUGGCUACAUGCUUCAGCAAUUUGAAAAUCCUGCGAAUCCAAAGAUUCAUUACGAGACCACUGGCCCAGAAAUAUGGAGAGACACCAGUGGGAAAGUUGAUAUCUUGGUUUCAGGAAUUGGAACUGGUGGUACUGCAACUGGAGCUGGAAGAUUCCUUAAGGAGAAGAACAAAGACAUUAAGGUGUAUGGUAUAGAACGAAGAAAGUGCAGUCCUGAAUGGAGAAAACCUGGCCCGCAUCUGAUCCAAGGACUUGGUGCUGGAAUCGUUCCUAAUGUUCUGGACGUGGAGUUGCUGGAUGAAGUUUUUAAAAUCUCAGGUGAGGAAGCCAUUGAAACUACUAAGCUGCUUGCCCUGAAAGAAGGUUUGCUGGUGGGUAUAUCUUCUGGGGCUGCAGCAGCAGCUGCAAUUAGAUUGGCAAAGAGACCUGAAAAUGGGAAACUCAUUGUUGCAGUAUUCCCAAGUUUUGGAGAGCGUUACUUAUCUUCCAAGCUUUUUGAUUCAAUCAGGCAAGAGGUGGAAAACAUGACUUAUGAAUGACUUCUUCCAAGUUAUCGGUUAAUAGCAGCUUUUGAAAUUUUCAAAUGUUUUAAAUUAUACGUAUGUACUUUUCUAUGAAUUGAAAAGUCAAUCAGAAAUAUCAGCAGAAACCAUUAAAAUCA